AUGAGGGAUGUAGACUCUGGAAUUCAGACAAAGCCAGCACAUCUUUAUAUGUCCCAAGUUCAAACCAGGACUGAUAACAAAGCAACAAGUCCAUGGCAGACAGUUGAUAUUACAAUUUUUAAGAUUCAGAUUUGAUUGUGAUGGAAAAAGUUCGAUGGAUAUAGAAGUCAAGAGCAUAAGGUACUCCCACAACAACAGGAGUUGGAAAAAAAGUGAAACAAAUAAUCAGAAAUGGUGAAGAGUGGAGACUAAACCGAGACAUAAGCAUAUUUCUGGAAAUAUCAGGCAUCUAAUUGGGGCCACGGACAAGGACACGAUAAAAUUGAAAAAUAUCCAUUUCCACUCCACUUCCAAGUAUGAUACAUGAUAAUCCAUCACCUCUCCAUUUUUAUUCCUUCUCUCAUCUUGUCUAUUGGCUCAGCCCCCUUUAUGAGUGACUACCAUCAUCUCACAGAGUCUCUUCUUAGCCAUCCCCCUGUACUUUGAUUAUUGUGAAAAUGACAUUCCCGAGAGAAGAAAUAGCAGAGCUAUCAGCUAACAAUCAGAAGAGUAGAUCAGAAGCAGAUAACAAUGAUUAUGGGGACACUGGGGAUGAUAAUUCAAAAGUGUGGCUUACCUUGGGGGUCGGCAGAAAUGAUGCUCUGAUGGCUGGAAACAAGGAGUCUCAACCAGAAUCUGCUUCCAACAAGGUCUUCUCAUGCAACUUCUGCAUGAGGAAAUUCUUUAGUUCCCAAGCACUGGGUGGCCACCAGAAUGCACACAAAAGGGAGAGAGGAGCAGUUAAAAGGUACCAAUCUCAGAGGAUGAUGGGAAUCAUGGGUUUGCCCCCAUGUAAUCCAUCUGUCCGAUCACUUGGAUUUCGGCCUCACUCACUUGUGCACAAACCAUUCAGAGAAGCCCCAACUAUGAUGGCUCGAUUCAGUGAUGCUAGCAAUGGGUUUGGGUUGCCUUGGACAUCAGUGGCCCCUGAAGAAGCAACAAAUUUAAUAUGGCCAGGAAGUUUUCGCAUGAACUCUCAACCGCCCAACUGCAAACAACCAUCAGACUACCCUCAACUCGACCUGGAUCUCCGACUUUGAUCCUUCUCAAUAUCCAUUGUGUCUUUGUUAAUCAGCAACCAGAAGCUUAUGCAGGUCUACAUGCAUACAAGAUCCAACGUCCCUCGGGUGGAGGUUCUCCCCAAUAAAAAGAGAAGGAAUGGUAAGAAAAAGAAAACAAUUUUCUAGCUUUCAGUUUUUGCAGGGUUCUACUCUAUCUUAACGCCUGAAUAAUGGCCAAUUUCUUUGAAUCAUUAUCUCAGAAAACCAUGCCUUCCAAUCUUGCUGCUGUUUGCUUCAAAAAAAUGAUCAAGUUGUUAUAUUAUACAAAAGAUGUAGCCUUUUUUUUUUGUUCAAUUUGAAAUCAAUUGUAUGCCUAUAUCAUCCUCCUAUUGUAGUCCAAGAAUUGCUUGAGUGGAUUCUUAUCCUUGCUAGACCUGAACAUUCAAAAUCUA
Molecule: messenger RNA, 1492 nt
Organism: Vitis riparia (riverbank grape)
Lineage: Eukaryota; Viridiplantae; Streptophyta; Magnoliopsida; Vitales; Vitaceae
Product: zinc finger protein 4-like
Exons: 1
Coding region: 498-1079 (193 amino acids)
Source: RefSeq, a predicted model, not a curated record